GAAAUGAGGUCACGACUCGUGUCGAGUUACACACGGCUCUCCUAAUAUAGUGAGUGAAGAAGAAACUUAACAAAAAUAACGUUUCAAAAACACGUAAACCUGAAAUUUUAUGGAUUUAAAUAAGAAAUAAAUAUAAAUGGAUUAAUAUGAUAAUCCUAUUGUGAUUAUAUUGUGAAAACUUGUCGCAGAAAGUGUGUAUUCCUGAAGUUGUUAUGCGAGGUAAAACGCGGCUGGCCGCUAAAGAUGCGGGAAAGAAAAUGUUUCAAUGAAAGUGAUGAUUAAGACUACAAAACAUGUUACAACGUGAAACUACAGAACAAUAUGGGCAGUGUGAGUAAUAUGAGGCCGUCCCGUUAUUCGGCACCUAACAAUCUACCUCCCGUGGACGUAGCUGGGGUGAUCACCCUCGACCAAGUGCGACUCCAACCUCGAAAACAGAACGAGUACGUUGAUACUCCGCGAUCCCCGAUUUUCUCUUCGGGAAAGUCUUCAUCACAAUGUGGUGGGGGCUCAAAGCCACUAGUUGGCAACUUGGCUCCGAGAGAGCGUGUAAUUUUACCCAAUCGGACACCAACUACUCAAAGUAUUAUAAGAACUCAACCAAUUUCGACAAGUCCGCCUUUAAAAAAGGAUUUACCAUUAGAAGUGACACAGCAGGACGAUGCUAUAAUAUGUUCCAAGUGUGGGAAGUGCCGUUGCGGUGCUUGCACCAAGGACCGUGAGUUGCCAUCAAAAUGGCUGUGCGGAGACAAAUUUAAUGUGAGUCCUGAAACUGUGGUAGAGUAUGCAACAUGCUUGUGUUGUGUAAAAGGCAUGUUUUACCACUGUUCUAAAGACGAUCAGGAUGCGGAAUUUGAGUGUGUGUCGGACCCCUGUGCAGGCUGUUCACGGCCACACUGCUGCAAGAGAUGGACUUGUAUAUUAGCGAUGAGUAUAUGCCUGCCAUGUAUGUGCUUAUAUCCUCCGGCGAAACUUGCGCUAAUGUGUUGCACAUCCUGCUAUAACAAAUGCAGAAAGAAAGGUUGUCAGUGCAAGUCGAAUAGCCAACAAAAGCACAAGACAAGCAAAUUUGAUUCGCAAUACCGAGGCCUGUUAAUAGAGUCAGACAGAGAGAGUUCCUCAGUUUCGUGAAACUCCGUUGUUUUUGUUGACACUUGUUACGUGGGACUUCUGAAGUCUGGACUUAUUACAAAUUUUUUUUUUGCUAAGUUUGUAUAUUAGAGCGACUAUCUGUGAUGAAAUUAAUUCUAAUUGUUCUGUACUGUGCCAUGCUUUCUUGAAAUGUGGAUCUAUAAACAAGAACUCUUUAACGUGGUAUAAGGCCAAAUGAGAAUAAUGUUGUGGUAAUGUUUACCUGACCAACCCUAUUUUUAUGUCCUGACUCUAAUUAUUUUUUUGAUUAAUAUAUUUAUCAUUAUUGGAAAUAUAAACCCUGUGGCAGUAUAAUUUGCACCGUUUCAACAUAAUGUCAGAAUGUAUGAUGUAAACAAUAUAACUACAUACAUACAUUGUACACAAUUAACUAAUUUUCCUAAAUAAAACAUUUCCCUACCUAGUGGUAGGCUACCCAGUCUUAUUUGUCAGUAUGUAGCGGGAACCACAACAUUAUUUUUGUUGGCCCUUGGUAUACCAUGUCUUCCCUCGGUCAAGAUGUUUUCUACAAUGGCUGACAACUUUCUGCUCUUUCUCUCAUGCAUGAAUGCAUGUACAUUCUACAUGCUGUUUUGUUAAAUAUCCUUACUUUUGAUACUCAGAAGAAAUUAUUCAAAUGAUCAAGUCAAAAAAGUUUGAAAUUAUUUUUAUUCUUAUUAAUCAUGUUAGAUGGUGACUUAGUUUUUUAUUAAAUUUAAGCUUUUUUAGGGAAAAUAUUUUUCUUUAUACAUUCUGUACAAGUGGUCAGGUAACCCUUGUUGGUGAUUGCGUUUAUACAUGGGAACUAUCAGUAUAACCUUUUUAGAUAACAUAUUUACUGUUCGAUUACAAUUUUGAACUUUUACAAUUAGUAAAUUUUGGAAGAUCUAUUUUAUAAAAAAAUGUGAAGGUAAAAAUAAAAAUUUAUAUGGAAAAUUAGUGCACCAUGGCUUAAUCCCCUAUGUAUUUUGUUUUCGUCACAUUUGAGGAUGAUUUUAAGCUGAUUUAGUGGCACAUACAAAUGCUUUCAAAAAAAAACAUCCAUUGAAAUAUUUGAAAUUCAGAUAAUACAUAAUACUGUUUAACAUGAAUGUGGAAUCAUGGAUACAGUGCUCUGUUUCUUAUUUCUUGUUUCUGUUUUAAUGUCUGAAUUUGUCUUUGUAAAAUUUGUUAUUGUGAACAAAAUUGUUUUCUUUGAUACUGAACAGCAAGUUAAUAGGAUGUUUAAUUGUUAUGUUUUUGUACCAAAGAAGACUUUUAUCAUGCUCUACUUUAAUGUGCCAGUGAAAUCAAGUUGCAUAUUUCAACAUAGAGAGCUGUUUAAUUCCUCUGCUAGAAAAAUAGUCCAGGAGUAUACCAAUAAAUUACACAAUUUGAAGAUAUUGCUUUAAAAGUAUACUCUAUGUAUAAAAUAUGCAGCUUGCUCUUUGAUCCAAAUGUGUUCAUUUUCAUGAGAUGUUAAUCUCUUAUUUUCGAGUUAUUAAUGUCUUAAUCAUUUUGUUUAUUCUUGUAUGUUACAGUAACUGUUUGGAAAUUUGCAUUAAUCUGAUACAAUUAAUAUGUAAAUUCAUCCUGCCACAAUAUUUGAAUCAUUGUUAGGUACUUAAAAUUUCAUUUUCUAUCUAUAUAUGUAAUUUAUUGUUUUCAUUUAAUGCAAUUGAUGCAGUCACGUCAUUUCUGAUAACCUUUAAGUUUAAAAACCUUGUAAAUAACAAGGAAGAUUUGUCUUUCGUAUUUUUUUUUCUAAAUCUUCAAUGAGGCUGAUUUAAGUUCAGUUAAAUAAGUCAUCUACAGAAGGUCUACAGUUUGGUAUGACCCAGAAUGUACUCGGCAAGUGGAGAAUAGGGCAAGAAGUCUUAUUUUAUUGUUAUUAUGUUGUUAUUUCUGUUAUGGGUUCAUUAUAGUUGUUACUCUGCCUUCUGGUUGUUACUUCUCAUUCCAGUCACACUUCUUGUCCCAUUUGUCAGCCUGAUAUGGACGAUGUUACAUCUUCAACCAAAGUAAAUCUGUAUUACAAAUA
Messenger RNA from Mya arenaria, 3151 nucleotides. RefSeq names its product protein sprouty homolog 2-like. Gene Ontology annotation, cellular component: membrane; cytosol. The coding region runs from base 322 to 1131 and encodes 269 amino acids. The transcript is spliced from 2 exons. Gene Ontology annotation, biological process: negative regulation of fibroblast growth factor receptor signaling pathway; negative regulation of Ras protein signal transduction; negative regulation of MAP kinase activity. The record is from RefSeq and is a predicted model, not a curated record. NCBI's taxonomy places the organism in Eukaryota, Metazoa, Mollusca, Bivalvia, Myida, Myidae.